Messenger RNA from Trichosurus vulpecula (common brushtail), 2262 nucleotides. RefSeq names its product makorin ring finger protein 2 (gene MKRN2). Gene Ontology annotation, biological process: protein polyubiquitination. Lineage: Eukaryota; Metazoa; Chordata; Mammalia; Diprotodontia; Phalangeridae. Gene Ontology annotation, molecular function: metal ion binding; ubiquitin protein ligase activity. The transcript has 8 exons. Bases 145 to 1404 code for a protein of 419 amino acids. The record is from RefSeq and is a predicted model, not a curated record.
ACGGGGCAGAGCAGCGGCGCCCCGGGCGGAAGAGGCCGAGCGCUCGGGAGCGGAGACGGCGGCGACGGCGGCAGCGGCGGCGGGGGUGCGCGAGCGGCCGCCUCUCCAUCCAGCCGUCCGUCCUUCAGUCACUCACCCUCCAUCAUGAGCACCAAGCAGGUCACGUGCCGGUAUUUCAUGCAUGGUGUGUGUCGUGAAGGGAGCCAGUGCUUGUUUUCACAUGACUUAUCAACAAGCAAGCCAUCUACCAUCUGCAAGUUCUACCAGAAAGGCUACUGUGCCUAUGGAUCUCGUUGCAGAUAUGACCACAUGAGGCCAGCAGCGGCAGCUGGCAGUGGCACAGCAGGUGCUGGGCCUCACAGCCUGCCUUCACCAAUUUUCCACAGUCCACACCCCCAUCCUGAUGUGACUGCAUCUAUAAUGAAAAGCAGUUCCCAUGAACCCGGCAAGCGUGAGAAGAGAACGCUGGUGCUGAGAGACCGGAAUCUGUGUGGCUUAACUGAAGAAAAGACCAGGCCCUGUGCUGUGAGUGACCUGGGAGGUUGCAGUGACUCAAAUGAUAGCGUGGAGAUGAAGCCUCAUUCCUACUUAGAUGCCAUCCGGAGUGGCCUGGAUGGUCUGGAAGCCGGGAGCUCUGACGGCAACGAGCAGCAGCUGUGCCCCUACGCAGCCGCUGGCGAGUGCCACUUCGGGGAUGCUUGCGUCUAUCUCCAUGGGGAUGUUUGUGAGAUCUGUAGGUUACAAGUCCUGCAUCCUUUUGACUCAGAGCAAAGAAAGACGCACGAGAAGCUCUGCAUGGCAACCUUUGAACACGACAUGGAGAAAGCCUUUGCUUUCCAAGCAAGUCAGGAGAAAGUAUGUAGCAUCUGCAUGGAAGUGGUCUAUGAGAAACCCUCAGCAUCAGAGAGGAGGUUUGGGAUCCUCUCUAACUGCAGCCACACAUACUGUCUGUCCUGUAUCCGGCAGUGGAGGUGCGCCAAGCAGUUUGAGAAUCCCAUCAUCAAGUCCUGUCCAGAGUGCCGGGUGAUAUCUGAAUUCGUCAUUCCAAGUGUGUACUGGGUUGAAGAUCAGAAUAAGAAAAAUGAACUGAUCGAAGCAUUUAAGCAGGGAAUGGGGAAAAAAGCCUGUAAAUACUUUGAGCAAGGCAAGGGCACCUGCCCCUUUGGAGGAAAAUGCCUCUAUCUCCAUGCUUACCCAGAUGGGACACGAGCUGAACCUGAGAAACCUAGGAAACAGCUCAGUUCAGAAGGCACCGUGAGGUUCUUCAAUUCUGUCCGGCUUUGGGAUUUUAUUGAGGACAGAGAAAGCCGGCAUAUCCCAGCUACUGAGGAAGAUGACGUAACCGAACUCGGUGACCUUUUCAUGCACCUUUCAGGAGUGGAAGAGUCUGCCUCGAAUCCUUGAGAGUGAACUGAAGCCCCCGCCCCAGCCCACCCCCUUGCCAUCCCAUACCCUAGGCUCUCUGCCGGACCAGGCCUGUGUGUUUAGAGGGUGUGCUGCAGAGUUUUACAUUUACUGCAACAGUAGUUGAUGUGUCACUGGGAUUAAGUGAGGGUUUGUUAAACCUUUGUCUGAUCCAAUCUCCAUUAUUACAGCAGUGGAAACAUUGAAGGAUAUAAAAUAAAAAAUUAACAGAAGUAUACGUAAUCUCCAUUUUCAUGGUUAAUUAAUUCUUCAGUUACUUUUACGCCUCUGUAUGGCUGUCAGCUGAAGACCAGACUAGCUAAGGUUGAAGAGGUUCAUCAGCAGGUCGACCACAGCAUCCCUUGAAGAUUAUCUACUAAAGUAGUCAGAGGGCUUGUGACCUUCACUGGCAGAGGAGGCACCCACACUGACAAAAUGAAAGAUCUGUGAGAAAAUCCAACCAGCCGUUCACGCACACGGUCCAAGCCUGGUUGGUGACUUCCGGGUGGGGGCAAAUACAAGGGAGCAUCCAGCCUGAUAGGCGGAGGGCUGUUGCACACAGAGUGACUGGCAACAAAAGGCAGUUUUUCUGCUUUCUGCAUUCUUUUGCCCUUCCUGGGUUAGUCCACAUGGCGUACUGCCAAUAAGCAAGCAAAACCCAAUAUGAAAAUCCAGAUUUACAAACAAAAUAAACUGUGCCCCGUUGUGCCAUCUAUCUUCCCUCAGGCAUUUUAAAUGAUUUAACUUCAAAAAUCUGAUUUUACAUCUUUUCAGGCACACGUCACAGAAAAUAAAGUAUACCUGCAGUGUAAAACCUUAAUUUGACUUUGCCUAUUAAAGCUGUUUUGAUUUCUCAGG